AUGCUCACCCGGGUCAAGUCCGCCGUGGCCGGGUUCAUGGGUGGAAUCAUGUCCGGGGGCAGCUCCGGGGGAGGCGGGAAUCCUGGUUCCGAGAUGCCGCUGAAAUUCCCAUAUAUGAGACCCGAGUUCCUGGGGCUGUCCCCGGAUGAGAUCGAGUGCUCCGCGGACCACAUCGCUCGGCCCAUCCUCAUCCUGAAGGAAACCAGGAGAUUACCGUGGGCCACCGGAUACGCUGAGGUGAUUAAUGCUGGUAAGAGUGCGCUAAACGAGGACCAGGCCUGCUGCGAGGUGGUGGUGGCCAGAAAGAGGCCGAUGAGCUACUGCCCCCCCUCCACCCCCAGCAAGACCCCCACCGCCAAGAGACGCAACUCGCUGCCCAACGGAGAAGGCCUGGGGCUGCGAAUGGAGCACAGCAAACUGGGAGAGGACGGCGAGGGCCUCGUCUUCCACUACUGGGCGCUGUUCGACGGUCACGCCGGUUCGGGCGCCGCGGUCGUCGCCGCCCGCCUGCUGCAGCACCACAUCGCCUGCCAGCUUCAGGCCGUCAUAGAGAUCUUGCGCAACCUCGCCUGCCCCCCUCCCACCGUGCUUGGAGAGGAGCCCGACGUGAACCCCUUCCUCCAGGGAAACACCCCCGGCCCUCACCGAGCCCUGACCCGGGCCGCCUCCCUGCGAGGGGCCGCCGGCGCCCCGGGCUCCCCCUGCAGCACCCCGCCGCCGCCUCGCUUCUUCACCGAGAAGAAGAUCCAGCACGAGAGCCUGGUGAUCGGAGCCAUAGAGAACGCCUUCAAGGAGAUGGAUGCCCAGAUUGAACGGGAGAAGCAAGUUUACAACAUCACAGGAGGCUGCACGGCCCUCACCGUGGUCUACCUGCUCGGAAAACUAUACGUCGGGAACGCAGGUGACAGCAGGGCUAUCAUUAUCAGAAACAAUGACAUCAUUCCCGUGUCAACAGAGUUCACGCCAGAGUCAGAGCGACAGCGUCUCCAAUUCCUGGGCUUCAUGCAGCCUCACCUGUUGGGGAAUGAGUUCACGCACCUGGAAUUCCCCCGGAGAGUUCAGAGGAAGGAGGUGGGCAAGAGGAUGCUCUACAGGGACUUCACCAUGAACGGAUG
Messenger RNA from Stegastes partitus (bicolor damselfish), 1115 nucleotides. Its product is annotated as protein phosphatase 1H-like. The annotation marks the transcript as partial. Lineage: Eukaryota; Metazoa; Chordata; Actinopteri; Pomacentridae. The transcript is spliced from 6 exons. Gene Ontology annotation, molecular function: [pyruvate dehydrogenase (acetyl-transferring)]-phosphatase activity. The record is from RefSeq and is a predicted model, not a curated record. Gene Ontology annotation, cellular component: mitochondrion. Gene Ontology annotation, biological process: protein dephosphorylation.